Molecule: messenger RNA, 3044 nt
Organism: Planococcus citri (citrus mealybug)
Lineage: Eukaryota; Metazoa; Arthropoda; Insecta; Hemiptera; Pseudococcidae
Exons: 4
Coding region: 377-2362 (661 amino acids)
Source: RefSeq, a predicted model, not a curated record
UCGUUGAAGAAGUCUACGUAUACCUACUAUACUAACUGUAGUUGUACUACUGCGUCGUAGCUAAACUCCUUGUAAAUGCAUCUGUUCAUUGACGGGGCAGGAGGUAUUUCACAUUCAGCUGUAUGUCCUGGUCUCUUGGUGGAGUAGUAAUUGUAUAGAAAUACCGAAUACGUAUGUAGAAUAGAUUAGUGUGCUUGUGAUGUGAAUGCUGCGUACGCGUAUUGUGUGUUGUUCGUUCUGUUCUACCUAAAUACAAACUAUCGGCAGAGCAGGAGAACAGUGUGUUCGAUAAUUUCGUAAAUCAAUAUUCGAAGUAUUUUUCGAUAGCCUAACGGUACCAGGAAUUUAUCGGGCAUCUGUGACAUUUGCCAUUAAAAUGAAUCCACUUGAACGUAACGAGACAUCGUUGGGAGAACUUUUGAGUGAUGAGGAAACACCGAUCGUUAGAUCCCAGGCUAAUCGCGAAGGCUUUUUUGCUCAAAGUGCUUCCACCUCAUCACAGUACAAUCCUGUUGGUAAUAUUGCUGGGGGCGAACAACCGCUGUCCGGAUACAUUGAAACGAAUCCUUGUCAACGUAAUGACAAUCAGAUACAGACAGCGUUGCAAAAACUUUUGAGUGACCAAACUAAUGAUGAAACAUCAAGCGUUAGAUCCCAGGCUAAUCGUGGAGGCAUUUCUACACCUAAUUCUUCCACCUCAUCACAGGGCAAUCCUGUUAGUAACAUUGCCGGGGGUGAACAACUACUGUUCGGAUCCGAGUGCAGAUGCCAAGACAAACCUUUAAAUGAUUUGUUGGAUCAAAUACUAUUUGGAAAGCCUAUCGCUAAUGAACCAGAUGAUGUCGGAUCUCAGAUUUAUUGCAGACGCAUUACUGCACUUUCAACUUCACUUCAGGAAAAUCAACCACGAUCACCGAUCAAUCAAUCAACGACGAAUAUCCCUGAUCAAUUAUUCAAGGAUUGUUCUAUUACAAAUUUGCUUCCAUCUCAUAGCAAUGCCCAAAUGGUUUAUGGACCAGAUAAUCCUACUAGGCGAUUUUCGUCUGCUUACGAAGGCUCAAUACCUCGUAACAAUGCCCGAACCGCUCAUGGACCAUACCAGCAUAUCCAAUUUCCGUCUACUUUCAAAGACUCAACACCUUAUAACAAUGUCCAAACCGCUUAUGGACCAAAUACGCCCAUCGGAUUAUCAGCUACUCAUAAAUACUCAACUGCAGCUUCGCGUUCAUCUCACGGUCCGAAAAGUCCGUCUGUUUUUUCUGAACAAGGACGAUCCAUCAAUCAACCAACGAUCACAAAUACCCCGAAUGCCGAUAAAUCAGCCUUGUUAUGGCGUAAAUUAGAUUUUUCUAUUCAAAUGAUCGCCUCGUUAGAAUCCGUGAAUGGAGUUGAUGCGAUUGAAGCUGAUAUCAGGUACAAUCAUCUUACUGGUCUUUACCAAUCGUUCGUGUCAAAUGUAGAUGAAAUCAUGCACCAUGUCCAUGUCCCAAGUGCCGAUUUCAAUCGCUUGAUCAAAGCUGCCAAAGAAAUGCAACAAAGAGUAAUUUCUAUUCAGGUAUCGUUGAAAAAAAUAAUAUUGAACGUGUCACCGUCUUCUACCGCAUCCAAGGUGAACGAUCAAACUGAUAGAACGACAACUGAAAGACACGAUUUUAAAACCGUACCGAAUUCGCAAGCUUCAACAUCACGCAAUCGUUCAUUUGCAAAGGUGUUAGAAUCGGUAUCGAAAUCAACCAGAUAUGGGCAAAACGAUCUUGCAAAAUCAGAUAGUGAUCCCGUUGUGACUAAAAAAGCACGAACUGAUGCAGACGUUUCCACUGAACAAAUGCUCAAACCGGAUCAAUCAAGUACUGAACUUCCUUCUAAUAUCACAGGAGGCGAUUCAACUCGUAAAAAUAUCGAGCGGGGAAAAUCAAACGAUGAACCUGCUGUAGCAGAAACGGCUCAACACAAUGAUUUGGUAAAUAAAACCAAAUCCAUGAGUCUAGAUGAUACAUUUUCAAAAUCAAUGGAAACGAAUGACCAAGCAAAUCAAACUACACAGCCUGAAAACAAUGCUCAGGCUAUAUUAGCGUGUGUAGAGAAACAGAAAGUGUUGCUGAAUGCGCUUAAAUUGAUGGAAUCAUUACGUGGUCCUGGGGACUGGAAAAUGGCUGCAGAACAAGCUUUAUCUCUUCACCAAUCGUUCAUUUCAAAUCAGAAUGAAUUCGAAAAGUAUCUCAACCCCUCGCAUCGGAAAUUGGAGCAAGAUUUUACUCAUAAAGUUGUUAACAGACUUAGAGUACUCCAGUUGAACUUGAAAUUGUUUGAUGCUCGACAGUCAUUCAGUCAACGUAAGUCAGAAAUGUUUGAAAAAAUAUAGCUAUAACCUACAUAAGUAUUCGGUGAGUAGAUAUUGUAAAAUAUUGAAAAGUAAGAACCUAUUUAUGAUUCAGUUCUUACUUCAUUCUAUACUUAAUAGUAACUUCAAACAUCACUCAUUUUGGAAACAGUUCUCGAGUCAGGGACGAAACUCAAGAGGGGCCCACACUUGUCAAAUUUUGAUGAAGUUGGCAAAUUUUGACAGUCUGCAAAUUUAAAAAAAUCUAGACUUAUAACUUAAUAAAGAAGUUAUUUUGCCGACUUUUUUGGAACUUGAACUACGUUUUUUUAAAAGCUUAUGCCCUAAAAAAAUACCAAUAAUUUACUUCUUGAAUUAUAAAUUUUUGAAAACUUCGAUCCUCGUUCUCUCAAGCCUGUUAUUUUUUCUUUUUCAAAAUCAAAUUUUCUAAAAAUCUAUUAUUCGCAAUUCGCACUCGAAAAAUGUUUAAAUCAAAAAAUAAAAUCCUCACAUAAAAAAAUCAAAAGCUCCUUCGCCUAUCAAAAUACGAAUUUUUGAAAGCUUUUCCUAUCAGUUCUUUAGAGCCUGUUUGUUUUUUCCCCUUCAAAUUUGGAAUUUCUAAAAAAUCAUCAUUCAAAUUCUAAAAUUUUGAAUCCGAAAAAAUCAAACUAUUCACAGGGUCAUUCCACGUCAAUUGAACCAAGAAGUGAUAGGGGGUUCGGCG